AUGUGGAACCUCAUCAACUACACUGUUUACCCGUUAGCAUUUAAUUAUGUAAUAGGUACACUUUUGAAAGUAUUACAAUUUACUGCACAGGUAAAUCCUAACCCUGCAAAAUACUUAAUUACUGAUGAAGAACAUAAAAUUGCUACUAAUUAUGAGAUGAGUAAGAUCAAACUUUCAAUCGUAACUGAGUUUUUCAGUUUUAUUAAAGAUUUAAUUAUGUAUCAGAAUAUUCAACAAAUAUAUUAUCGUAUUCCAGAAUCCAAAUAUUUUGAUAAAGACGUUUUAAUGAUGUUAUUUAUCAGUAUAUUUUCAGUUGUUUUCAUGAUUCCAUUCAAUUUGUAUAGUGAUUUUGUUUUAGAAGAAAGCUAUGGUUUUAAUAAGAAAACUUUGAAACUUUUUAUUAUGGAUUACAUUAAAGUUGGAAUUAUUUUUGUGGUUGUUGCAUACCCAAUACAGUAUUUGGUAUUUUAUUUAAUAAGAAGAUUUGAAAAGUUUUGUUUUUAUGUUGGUGCUACAAUCAUUUGUAUUCAAGGUGUUUUUAUUUAUUUACAUCCAAUUUUGAUUGCUCCACUUUUUAAUAAGUUUACUCCUUUGGAUAAAGAAUUAGAUCUUUAUAAGCGUAUCGAAUCAUUAGCUAAGAAAUUUGAUUAUUCGAUUGAAAAGGUUAAUAUUUGCGAUGGUUCUACUAGAUCUUCGCAUUCUAACGCUUACUUUUCUGGGUUUGGUAAAUCUAAGAGAUUAGUGUUGUUUGAUACAAUAGUUAAUCAGAUGAGUGAUGAUGAAAUUAUGGGAGUGGUAGGUCAUGAAUUUGGACAUUGUGUACUUCAACAUAUUCCCAAGUUAAUCACUAUUUCAUCAAUUUACCAGUUUAUUUCUUUAAUAUUCUUUAAUCGUUUCGUGUACAAAACCGGUAGUUAUCCUAUUUCUAUUAAGAUGAUAGUCUUUUCAAGUUAUUUUUCAUCUUUUAGCAUUUUAUUUGUUUUUUUAUCAAAUUUUAUUAGUAGAAAAUUUGAAAAAGAAGCUGAUAUGUUUUCGGUUGAAUUGGGCUUUGGUGAAUAUUUAAUCAAUGGUUUAAAAGUUCUUUCUAAUAAGAACAACGUAACACUGGUUAAUAAUUGGUUGUAUUCAUUAAUUUCAUUCUCGCAUCCUCCUAUUUUAGAAAGGAUUGAGUUUAUUAGAAAGUUGAUUGCUAAGAAUAAAUAA
This is a messenger RNA of Hepatospora eriocheir, 1203 nucleotides long. NCBI's taxonomy places the organism in Eukaryota, Fungi, Microsporidia, Hepatosporidae. The record is from the annotation of a GenBank genome assembly.